AAAAGCGGUGAUGAAAUGAGAGGCAUAUUUCAAGAUGGCUGCCUCCUGGCGGCAGAUUUCGUGCAGACGAUGCUUAGUUUGCCUAACGAAUUUAACAUCAUUUCACAAUUAGUUGGAAAAACAAUAAACUCAACACGUAUUAAAUUAGCAAAAGGAUUUCAAACAUAUGGUGGAGCACUUUAUAGUGGUGAGAGUGAAUUAAAAGAUCCAAAGUCAGAUGCUGAAGUGGUGAACAUUACUUACAUUGACAAGAAUGGGAAUGCCACUCCUGUCAGAGGAAAGAUUGGAGACAAUGUAAUGUACCUAGCUCAUCGCUACGGAAUUGAAAUAGAAGGUGCCUGUGAAGCAUCAUUGGCAUGCAGCACCUGCCAUGUGUAUGUGAAGGAUGACUACCUUCGUAAACUGCCCGAGCCAAAAGAAGAAGAAGAUGACAUGUUGGACAUGGCUCCUUUCCUAAGGGAGAACAGCCGACUAGGGUGCCAGAUAAUACUGAAUAAAGAUCUGGAUGGCAUUGAAGUAACACUACCUCCUGCCACACGCAACUUUUAUGUUGAUGGCCAUGUUCCCGAAGCUCACUAACAGUUAUUUCCCCCUACUCCUCCCAAAAACUCUGGAAAAUGUGCUGUGUGUGCAUGAAUAUGUGGCUAGAAAAUGUGAGCAUGGGGGUUGUGGUGGGGAAAGAAGCAGAGACACCAUAUGAAUGGUUAUUUCCCUUCUGUUUUCUGUUUUUGAUGCUGUCUUUGCAACAGUCUUCAAACUUUGAAAGUAAUUUUAUAUUCGGCUACUAACAUCGAUUAAAAAAAUAAAAUUGUAAUCUAAUGUCCCAUUAGUUGAAGAUAACUCUUUUUACAAAAAGCCGAUAGAAAGGCAUUUUUUCAAAGGACUUUAUGCUGUUAUGGAAUACUUUUGCUAGGGUUCUUUGUAACCACCGUACACAUGAAUAUUAAUACACAGAGUAAGUUUGUACUGUGAUAAAAUAAAUACAAUGAUCACUUUUUAACUUUUUUUCUUUGAUGGGAUAGGUAAGUUCUAAAUAAAUAUGUUUUCCAAUUCCUGCAGGUGUUGAGUGUUACCUCCAUGGUAUGACCUUGUUGUAUACCUUGGCUUUUGAUUACAGAUGCCUGCAGCACCAAAACUAACAUGUAGGUUACUUUCUUGUAUGAUUUUUGUACACACACCUCUUUUGAGUACAAGGUACUAAUGAGGACAGCAUAUCAAACACAUACAAUAUGAGCUGAAAUGUCGGCAACGAUACUUAGAGGCUGCAGUGAAGAUUACAACUGCUGAAAUAUCUUCUAACGAACUGAAAGGCAAAUUUAACUCCACCACUUUCAAGAGCCAUAUUAUUUCAGCUCGCACAUCAUCAUCUUUGCAAGCAAAAAGAGCUGAAUGUGGAGUCAGGUUGAAUUUGGUUGUCUUAAGUAGUGUUAAAAAAAAGAAACUUCUUAUUUCUGGUGUCUGUCACAUUCUGAAAGGUUAAAAAAAAAACCCAAACAGAUUGCUUAUCAAGUUGAUAAAUCACAAUGAUUAAUGGUAAAUAUUAAAGAUCCAUCUGUAAUUAACGCAUGGCACAGAAUCUCACUCGAGUCUAGGAAAGUGAUGCUUGAUUACUAGCAUCAUACAAUCAAUUAAGGCCAUUUUUCUGUUGGGUGGUUGAUAAAAUAACAUCAGGAAAUUUUCAGUUUGUCCUCCAGAAUUUACACAUGGAGUAGUAGUGUUAGUGAGAACUUGAGUUAGUGAGAGUCUUUUAUAAACUUAAAACCAUUAAACGGUUCAAGAAAUUUACUUUGAUCACAAACUUAUCAAUACACGUCCAUGCUUUGAUAGAAUGGUUUACUCAGAUCAUCUUUGGUCUGUGUGUGAAACAUGUACAAAGUCAAUAUUCUUGAUAGUCCCUCUUUUUUCAAAGAGGAUAGGGCCCUUUUUCUCCCUUCGACCAUAGAAUUAAAAAAAAAAAAAAAAAAAAUCACUGGGGUAGCACACUAGUUCGUGGGGAGCAUAGGCCAAUAAGAACUAUAACUCCUUAGUUUUGCCAAGAGUUACCGCCCAUAUUGCACCAACUCAUGCUGAAAAUAAAUG
Molecule: messenger RNA, 2079 nt
Organism: Pomacea canaliculata
Lineage: Eukaryota; Metazoa; Mollusca; Gastropoda; Architaenioglossa; Ampullariidae
Product: adrenodoxin-like protein, mitochondrial
Exons: 6
Coding region: 16-579 (187 amino acids)
Biological process (GO): P450-containing electron transport chain; positive regulation of oxidoreductase activity
Cellular component (GO): mitochondrion
Molecular function (GO): 2 iron, 2 sulfur cluster binding
Source: RefSeq, a predicted model, not a curated record